Messenger RNA from Zasmidium cellare ATCC 36951, 1761 nucleotides. RefSeq lists its product as uncharacterized. NCBI's taxonomy places the organism in Eukaryota, Fungi, Ascomycota, Dothideomycetes, Mycosphaerellales, Mycosphaerellaceae. Gene Ontology annotation, biological process: regulation of transcription by RNA polymerase II. Bases 1 to 1761 code for a protein of 586 amino acids. The record is from RefSeq and is a predicted model, not a curated record. Gene Ontology annotation, molecular function: RNA polymerase II transcription regulatory region sequence-specific DNA binding; DNA-binding transcription factor activity, RNA polymerase II-specific. The transcript is spliced from 4 exons.
AUGGUGAACGAACGGUUCACAGUGUUACUGUCUCCGCCGAAUUCUCCGCGUAUGUCGGACGCAACGGCCAAGGCAGACGACUACUACAGCCAAUAUGCGCCGCAUUCAGCACAGUAUCUUCCAAGAGGUUCGAUACAGCAUGGCCAAGCGGGCGUCCACGAUGACAACCGUGAGCACCCGUACGAUCAAGCCAGACACUCGCUUCGAUCGUACAAGAGCUCUCCUUACGCUCUUGGACCGUCGACUCAACUUGGCUACCAAGGCAAUCACAACGACCCGCAUCACGGCUACCAAGAUCGAAUGAUCCCUCAAGGUCCUCAGCCGGUUCGAGCAGCAGAUUCCGAGCAAACGACAGGCGCCGUGUCGACGGCUUCGAGUCCAACAGACCGUCUGACUCCACGGUCUGAGAGUGCACACGCCAAGGACCCGCACGACGAUGACGAUGUCAUUGACAUUGGCGGUGAAGAUCCAGAUGAAGAGGGCGAAAAGGUGCCCAUGACUGCAGCGGAGUUGCGAGCAGCGAAAAGGAAGAUGAAGAGAUUUAGACUUACACACAAUCAAACCCGUUUCCUGAUGAGUGAGUUCGCUCGUCAGGCGCACCCGGACGCUGCUCACCGGGAGCGACUGGCACGGGAGAUACCUGGCCUCAGCGCACGACAAGUUCAGGUCUGGUUCCAGAACCGAAGAGCGAAACUAAAACGACUGACGACUGAUGAUCGAGAACGGAUGAUGAGAUCAAGGGCCUUGCCCGAGCACUUCGACACGACGCAAGCGCUACAUUCGCCGUUUGGCGCCCAACCCCCUCCCAUGGGCGCGCCAGUUCCUGGAAUGGGAGGCUACUCGCAUUACGGCGACAAUGGAGGCAUCAGACCUCUCACGCUCGACACGUUGCGACGAGUACCAGAUUACGAUCAGUAUGGCCAGCAGUACGCGAGCAUGUCGGGCGUGAGUCCAGCACUGGGAGCAUUCGCGUUUACACCGCCGCAAUCAGCCUCAGAGCAUCUGUCACCGACGUCUGCUACGAGCGGCAUGUCUCCAUUCGUUCUACAGCAACAAGGCACGUACGAACCAGCCAAGAGACCGCCUAUUGGACUUCCUGGAGCAACACAAGCAACAUACAUGCCUCACCAGCAGGCACCUAGACUCCCGCUGCACGACAGAUUCGCCAGAACACUCAGUGAAGCCGCAGGAUCUCCUUUGAGAACAAGUGUUUCCUAUUCCACUCUGGGUUCGAUCAGUCAGCCGGUACAGCAAUAUCCUGAGCGCGCUGCAUCGUAUUCAGAGCAUUCAACGUACGGACAUCAGCGACCGUACCUUCAAAGGAACCCCAGCAAUACAAGCGUGACAGAGCCAUCGUCUUAUGGAUUGGGCUUCUCUUAUACUCAUACUCCCAGCUAUCAGCAGAGCGAGCAGCAACAGCGACCACCACCAGCAAGUGGUGUCCAACAUUCGGCAGAGACAGAGCCUUAUAGACGACCAGCUCCACCAUCUUCGAAUUACAGUCAGCAGUACGAACACUCCAGCUUUAACGCGUCGCAAGUCCCUCAGUAUCAAGGAUACACGGCACAAUAUCCCUCGCAGAAUCUACCAGGCGGCUAUCAAGUGACAGAGCCACCACGACCUCAGGGGCAAGAGCAAGGUCAUCAUCAAGCGCACGAGAACUAUCCGGCCGUGCCAGGGGCGCAACAGCCAUACAUUCAUCAGCAAGUGGCAGACAGUCAGAGCUCUGCACAUGGAAUGUCGAUGCCACCAUCGUAUUGA